UUCGGUAUUCCAUAAAAGAAAACAAAAAAGAACUCCGAUUGUGUAUACCUUCUAACUUCAAUCCCCGUGAUAUCGCCGAAGGGUUAACACUGUUCCUCACGUAAUUCCAAUUCAUGCUUCUCAAUUCUCUCUUCUUUAUUACAGAUCCAUAGUUCAAUUUCUCCCUCUUUUGCGCUGUUGUGUUCACAGCUCUCGGAACGCAUCAGCUCCAAUGACGGCAGAAACAAAGCGUGAAUUUGACACUUCAUCGGUGGCGGAAUCGCCGUCUCAAUCUCGGGUCUUGGAACCCGGUGAUCCGAGACGCCAUAGGCCGGAUGAUUGCAAACCGGAAUUGACCGGUUCGGUUUCCGGCGUUCGGUUCGAGGAAGCUCAGGUUAGGGCUAGUGAUAGUAAUGGUAUUGUUGUGUACAGGAGGAACAAGAGGCAGAAGACGGCAGAUUCAACAAACGGCAAUUCAAGUGGCAAAGUCGUAAAUAUGGAUGAAACGGAGGGUAAUUCAGGAAUUCACGUGUUAGACAGUGACGUCAUGGAGGUUGAAGUCAAGGAAGAGUCAAGGAUUAGGCGGUUCACUCGGUUAGCUUUGGAGCAGAAGAAGAUAGAGCAAAUUCCAAAUGGAAAAUCUGAAGGUGAAGUUGAGGAGAGAAGUUGUGGUGUAAACAUGUCGGGGAGGAAACUAGAAAUGAAAAUGUCCAAGAAAAUUUCGAUAACGGAAAGGCCUACAACGGUUAGGGAGCUGUUCGAGACUGGUUUACUGGAAGGCUAUCCUGUUUUUUACAAUGGUGGGAAGAAGGGAAUUCCACUCCGAGGAACAAUUAAAGAUACCGGAAUUCUUUGUUCCUGUGAUCUGUGCAAUGGAACUAGAGUUGUCCCUCCUAGCAAAUUUGAGAUCCAUGCAUGUAAUUCAUACAGACGUGCAUCAGAGUAUAUCUGUCUGGAAAAUGGCAAGAGCCUACUCGACGUGGUCAAAGAGUGUAAGAAAGGUUCCUUGAAGACAUUAGAAGAAACAAUUCAGAGUAUCAUUGGUCCAGUUCCUGUGAAGAAAAAUCUCAUUUGUCCGAAUUGCAAGGGGUCUUUUGUUGCAACGCUAGCUGGAAAAGAUGAACAACUUUGUGAUUCAUGCAUAAUUUCUCUAAGACCAGAAGCCACUCCAACAAAGUCGAUAAAUACUGAAAAUGGGUCGUGUGAGCCGGUUCUGAGCUUAAACUCCUCUGGAACUUCAAAUGUGUCACCUAUUUCGCAAAAAUGUACUAGAGGAAGAAAAAAGAGAAAGGCCAUGGUGAUGCAUUCAAGUAGAGUCUCUCCUUCAGUGCAUACUCUCUCCAGAAAGAAGAGGUUAAUGCAGCCAGCUGUGGCUCCGAAGUCGGCUGGAACUGCUACUGUAUGCAGUUCAUUCGGAAACAACAUGCAGGACAAUAUCUCAAAAAAAUUGUCAAAAUCAAUUGCAGUUUCGAAGUACUCAAAAAUUGCUCUGCCUGGUGUCUCAGUACACUCUAGGACCCAAUGGAAAAUGACAAAAAGGGAUCAAAAGAUGCAUAAAUUGGUUUUUGAUGAAGGUGGACUGCCUGAUGGGACUGAAGUAGCUUAUUAUUCUCGUGGAAAGAAAUUGCUUGUUGGUUAUAAGAAGGGAUCUGGUAUAUUCUGUUCUUGCUGCAAUAUUGAGGUUAGUCCAUCUCAGUUUGAAGCUCAUGCAGGUUGGGCAUCACGCAAGAAACCUUAUGGGUACAUUUACACGUCUAAUGGAGUAUCUCUACAUGAAUUUGCUAUAUCUCUAUUAAAAGGCCGCAAGUCUUCAGUUAAAGACAGUGAUGACUUGUGCAUCAUAUGCGCAGAUGGUGGAAAGCUUGUGCUUUGUGAUGGAUGUCCUAGGGCUUUCCAUAAAGUGUGUGCAUCAUUACCGGCUAUCCCUCGGGGUAAAUGGUACUGCAAGUAUUGUGAAAGCAUGUUACAGAGGGAGAAGUUUGUGGAGCGCAAUGAGAAUGCCUUAGCAGCCGGUAGGGUCUCUGGCACUGAUCCCAUAGAGCAAAUAACAAAACGUUGCAUUCGUAUUGUCAAGAACGCAGAAGAAGCAGAAUUUAUUGCAUGUGUUUUAUGCAGAGGUUAUGACUUUAGCAAGUCUGGUUUUGGUCCACGGACUGUCAUCCUAUGUGACCAGUGUGAGAAAGAAUAUCAUGUUGGCUGCUUAAAGAGAAGCAAGAUAGCAGAUUUAAAGGAAUUGCCUAAAGGAAAAUGGUUCUGUAGUAAGAAUUGCAACAAGAUCUACUCUGCACUGCAAAGUUUGCUCACCUCAGGAGAAGAGAGGUUGCCAGAUUCUUGCUUGGAUGCAAUAAGGGUGAAGGAAAAAGAAAACCGUUUGGCUGCUGUUGGUGAACUUGAUGUUAGAUGGAGACUUCUAAGUGGCAGAAUUUGCUCUCGUGAAACCAGAAGGCUACUGGCAGAAGCUGUUUCUAUCUUCCAUGAUUGUUUCGAUCCUAUUGUUGAUUCAGUAACUGGACGUGACUUCAUUCCAUCUAUGGUCUAUGGAAGGAACAUUAGGGGCCAAGACUUUGGAGGCAUGUAUUGCGCUAUAUUGACUGUAAACUCAACAGUAGUAUCAGCAGGGAUCCUCCGGAUUUUUGGCCAGGAUAGGGCAGAACUCCCUAUUGUGGCAACCCGUGUUGGUAGCCAAGGCAAGGGAUACUUUCAGCUGCUGUUCUCCUGCAUAGAAAAAUUGCUCUCGUUUUUGGGUGUGAGAAGCUUUGUACUCCCAGCUGCUGUUGAAGCUAUGUCAAUAUGGACUGAGAAAUUUGGAUUCCAGGAGUUAACACCAGAUCAGCUUGUCCGCUACCGAAGAACCUGUUGGCAAAUGAUUAGCUUUAAAGGCACAUCUAUGCUGGAAAAGUCGGUCUCUAGAUGUAGAAUCAUUCAGCAGCGGGAAGCUGAAAAUGAUGUUCCAGAUGAGUAGUUUGACACAGAUAUUAGUUUUAUCCCAUUUUGUAGAGCCAUUUUUUUUCAAUACAUGUACAUUAUAUAGGAGUAUCUUAUUUUAGCAGAGAGGGUGAGUAGUAACUUUUAUGAAUGAGCUGUAGCGGAUCAGAAUUGUGUAAAAAGGUUCUAUGACUGCGAGCGUAUUUUGAAUUCGAUUCUCUUUCCUUCCUCUUGGAAUUUAUGUAACUUUUUCCAAAACCUCAUAUUGGUGAUGAUUUAAUAGAGUUCAAUUCAGUAA
Messenger RNA from Nicotiana tabacum (common tobacco), 3202 nucleotides. RefSeq lists its product as uncharacterized. Lineage: Eukaryota; Viridiplantae; Streptophyta; Magnoliopsida; Solanales; Solanaceae. Gene Ontology annotation, biological process: positive regulation of transcription by RNA polymerase II. Gene Ontology annotation, cellular component: nucleus. Gene Ontology annotation, molecular function: RNA polymerase II transcription regulatory region sequence-specific DNA binding; histone binding; chromatin binding. The record is from RefSeq and is a predicted model, not a curated record.